Lactuca sativa (garden lettuce) is the source of this 567-nucleotide messenger RNA. RefSeq lists its product as uncharacterized. Lineage: Eukaryota; Viridiplantae; Streptophyta; Magnoliopsida; Asterales; Asteraceae. The record is from RefSeq and is a predicted model, not a curated record.
AUGGGUGUUAGUAGUAUACAAAAAUGUGCGGCUGCUCUUAGGUAUUUGGGAUACGGUAUAGCAUUUGAUGCAUCUAACGAAUACUUGAAAGUAUCCGAGAGGACCGCAGUUGAAUGCGUAGAUUGGUUUUCUGCAUGUGUUUAUGAGGUUUUUCACGAAGAAUAUUUGCGUAAACCUACUCAACGUGAUAUUGAGAGAUUAUAUUCGGCUCAUGAAGAGAGGCAUGGAUUUCCUGGUAUGCUUGGCAGUCUAGAUUGUACGCAUGUGGCUUGGGAAAAAUGUCCAACUGCAUGGCGUGGUCAGUUCACUCGAGGAGAUAUUGGUGAACCAACUAUCAUCCUAGAAGCUGUUGCAUCUCAAGAUUUGUGGAUAUGGUAUGCCUUUUUUGGAGUAGCGGGGUCUAACAACGACCUUAAUGUUCUUGGUCAGUCUCCACUUUUCAACGAUAUUUGGACCGGCAAAGCACCUGAUAUGACGUUCACGGUAAACGGGCACGCGUACAAAUACGGUUACUACCUUGGUGAUGGGAUAUACCCGGAUUAUUCUACAUUGAUGAAGAUUAACUAA